CCCCCCACGCGCAUGCGCUUUGAGGCGUCCCAUCAUGGCGGACAGUGUCUGGUCGAACUAUGCCAGGAGUUCAAAAGGUGUCAUUUUGGACAUGUGUGGAGUUUUGUACGACAGCGGGGAGGGCGACGGCGUGGCUAUUCCCGGCUCUGUCGAAGCCGUGAAGAAGCUCAAAGCUUCCGACCUGAAGCUGCGGUUCUGCACCAAUGAAACUCAGGCUUCCAGGGAGAAGUUUGUCGCCAAAUUGCAAAGAUUGGGCUUUGACAUUUCCGUGGCGGAAGUCUUCUCUCCCGCGCCGGCAGCAGUGGCUGUGCUGAGGAAAAGAGGGCUGCGGCCCCACCUGCUGGUUUACGACGGGCUCCUCCCCGAAUUCGACAGCGUCGACAAGAGCGACCCGAACUGCGUUGUGAUUGGCGACGCGGCCAAAAAGUUCUCUUACGAGAACCUGAACGAGGCCUUCAGGGUCCUGAUAGGCCUGGAGAAGCCGCUGCUGUUCUCCCUCGGCAAAGGGAAGUACUACAAGGAGACGGAUGGUUUGAAGCUGGAUGUGGGCGUUUACAUGAAGGCUCUGGAGUACGCCUGCGACGUGGAGGCCGAAGUCAUCGGGAAGCCGUCAGCGCAGUUCUUCCAGAGCGUUCUCGACGACAUGGGGCUGCAGUCGCACGAGGUGGUGAUGAUCGGCGAUGAUCUGGUGAAUGACGUCGGCGGCGCCCAACAAUGCGGAAUGAAAGGCGUGCAAGUCAGGACGGGCAAAUACAGGCCCAGAGACGAGAGUCACCCGACGGUGACGGCUGACGGAAUGGUGGACAACCUGGCCCAGGCGGUGGACAUGAUCCUCAGUCAGAGACGCUGAGAGCAAGGUCUUGGAGGGGAAAGAAAGAAAGAAAAAGGCCUGGCAGGUUCCACAAGUAACGCUAAAUCCCUGGUAGGUCAGUCUGGUUCACCGUGAAUGUGUCAGUGCAUGAAUGGCAUAGGUGGAAUACCUCCGUCUGACGUGGACGUGCCUUAGAGGAGCUGCCGACUGACACAGAGUGACGCUAAUGUUACUGUCAGGCUGGAAGCGGCCAGCUAAAAACGUCGCUUUUUGACAUCAAAAUAGUGUAAUGUUGAGUGUCAAGCCGGAUAAAGACAUGGAAUACACCAAUUGGUGCAGAGUGUUUCCAACAAAGUGGAAAUUAAACACGCACUUUUGUGUGUCUGUAGCUUCAAUACUAACGUCUCUUAUAAGUGCUUUCUCCACCUUUUACAUAUACGUCUGCAAUAAUCCAAUAAAAGCCAUACCCUCCUUACAUCCAGUGUCCUCCACUGCAGGGUUCCCCAACCUUAAUUUUUCCACCAGGGACCGGUUUAAUGUGUGCAUUAUUUUCAAAAAUAAUUUGCAUGAAAAAUUAGCUUUUGGCACAUUAACAUUUUAUAUGGAGAUGUGUAGGGAUGAUGUUUGAUAAGGAAUUAUCGAGUUGGAGCCUAUUAUCGAAUCCUCUUAUCGAACCGAUUCCUUAUCGAUUCUCUUACCGAGUCCAGAUAGGUUGUUGUAUAUGGAAAAAAACACCCAAUAUUUGGUUUAACAAAAGCUUGCUUUUAUUGUAUAAUAAAAAAAUAAAAUCUAAUAAAUAAAUAAAUAUUGACUGUUACCCACCUAAAAAAAUAAAAUAAAUAAAUAUUGACUGUUACCCAAAGUAUAUUAAGUGGG
Entelurus aequoreus (snake pipefish) is the source of this 1687-nucleotide messenger RNA. It is a transcript of the gene lhpp, whose product is annotated as phospholysine phosphohistidine inorganic pyrophosphate phosphatase. The coding region runs from base 35 to 850 and encodes 271 amino acids. Gene Ontology annotation, cellular component: cytosol. The record is from RefSeq and is a predicted model, not a curated record. NCBI's taxonomy places the organism in Eukaryota, Metazoa, Chordata, Actinopteri, Syngnathiformes, Syngnathidae. Gene Ontology annotation, molecular function: phosphatase activity; inorganic diphosphate phosphatase activity. The transcript is spliced from 7 exons. Gene Ontology annotation, biological process: dephosphorylation.